Epinephelus fuscoguttatus (brown-marbled grouper) is the source of this 3121-nucleotide messenger RNA. RefSeq lists its product as uncharacterized. The coding region runs from base 2126 to 3004 and encodes 292 amino acids. Lineage: Eukaryota; Metazoa; Chordata; Actinopteri; Perciformes; Serranidae. The record is from RefSeq and is a predicted model, not a curated record. The transcript is spliced from 5 exons.
UCCACCAGUUACAUGGGGACGUAUAUAACCCAGUGAGGCUGAAGUGGGGCAGGUGGUAAUAAAACGAGCAAAAAGGAGUUGCCUUUGCAAUGUGACUGUGUCUCAAUGUAUGUUCUUUAUUUUGAUAGGUAUUUACAGAAGGUUUUUGGCGGAGACAGCCAUAUACACGCGAACAUUAGUGACUGAGUGAAAGCCACCACUUCCUGUUUCAUAGUAAAAGGCCUUUAGCGUAAGGCGGUCCAAUCAUAUCCUAGGUUUUGACCUGGCCUUGUUUUUUAUGUUUUAUAAAUCAGAGAGAGCAUUUUGAAAACAAAAAUUACUCCACUCUAAAGCAUCUUGUUAGAAAUUACACUUAAAUGUUUUCAACCCUGUGAAAUUAAUCAAAAUCAUCAACCUUGAUAAACGACUUCCAGGCUUGAUGUUGGUUUUCCUGUUGAUCAGCUAAUUGGUUAAUGAACUGUUUCAGCACUGUCUGUGGUGUUUUACAGAGCCCCAGGUAAGCUGUUUUCAUGUCAGAGCACUUUACUUUAGGCUCUAUGAAUUUGUGUCUGAGUUGGGAAUUAGCCCAUCACAGUGCAAAAACACAGUUAGUGAAGUAAGUGUAUCUUGUAGUGUUGUAUAAUCCACUACAACACCACCAUAUAGAACCUCACACCUUACCAGGAUUAAAGCAGCACCUCCAUGUCUCGACUAAAACUGUCACAAGUCUCACAUGGCAGCACAUGCUGCCGAGCCAUCACAUUGGAUUGCAUUCAGAUGUUUGGCUGCCCCUGUUAUUUUUUUCCACCCUAUGAAGAGUGUUGGAGCCUCAUUUAUCGCUGACUUCCUGGUGUUUCUAACCACAAUGUUUAAAUAUAACAUUUUGGAUUACUGAAACUGAGCAGGGUGAGCCAUCAGAGGGAUUAUUUAUGUCAGCACUUUAAUAUUUAAUAUUAGCACUUAAAAGAGCUAUAUGUAAGAAAUCUAAAGCAAAUAGUCAUAAAAUCCUCCUAAUAUGUCACAGAGACUAAGGAAUAAUGUUCAUAUAACAUACUGAUCUCACCGACAACAAUAGCACAGCCAGAAUAUUCGCAUUUAAAAAACAUUUUUACAGUCCGCAAAUCAUGUUUAUGUUUUGAAUUUGUGUUUUGGCCUGUUGCACCACCCACCGCCGUCUACCAGUCACACAGUCAGUAGAGUCUCAGCAUCAGUUACAGUUACGACUGAGCUACAGCAGCACGGCAAGCAGCAUUAGCAGUGUCCCGGUACAUAGCAUUAGCAGCCGGCUCCUCCUCCGCUGUAUCCCGGCAGCAGCAUUAGCAGUGUCCCGGUACAUAGCAUUAGCAGUCGGCUCCUCCUCCGCUGUAUCCCGCAGCAUUAGCAGCAGAGAAGCCAGACUUGCUCGAACGGUCCGCUGGAAAACCGAAGAUCAGGAACGCGGCCCUGCCACGGCAGUCGCCCGUGGGCAAACAAAUCAGUCUCCAGCGUGCCGCUGUCUAGCAACCUCGAAUCUGUAGGGGAGGGGGGGCGGACACGACUCGCAGCAGUAUUUUGAAUUUGAGUGCAGUAAACGUUUUGGCCACAUUCUUACAUACAGCACCUUUAAUAUUGCACGCCAUAUAGACUUUGAUCAACCUGCGCUUAACUAAGCAAAAAAAACAUGAAGUUAAUAGCAUCAGAUGCAGUACAUAUGGGUAUGCAUUGAAGAGUCACUGGACUGAAGGAGAAGCAGACAUGAACUGUGAUAUAUGGGCUAUAAGUCAAAGAGUGGUAUUCUUAUUGUCUGCUGGAAUGUGUAUACCAUGUGUUUAGAGAGACCAGUUGAUGGAUGAUGAAGAUGAUGAAGAGCCUGCCCUGCACGUAAAGCGCAGAUCCAGGAGGUUGUCCCAUAGAAUGGUGAAUACUAUACCCCCCCUUACUCCACUCCUUUCACGCUGUAACCAAUAAAACCCACUGGUGUACAGUUCCACACCCACUUCUCUAGUCAGGAAUCUUUGUCCACCUGUGCACCUUUACACCUGGCUUCAUUUUAGCUCCUCUAGCCAUGAGUCAAAGUACAAAAUUGCAGCAGUUAUCUGAUAACUGCUGCCUAGAUGUGAUAACGGUAUUCAUCAUGGCACUAUAAAAGACAAGGAUUCAUUGGCUAAUGUGUUUCAUACUGAUUUAUUCACUUAAGUUACAAACAACAAAAGUACUUAUUCAUCUUUCUGUGCUUUGCACCUCCUCUCUGUUUCACUUGUCCUCUCUUGCUACAGUUAUCACUUCCUGUCCACCGUUCUUCCCAUACUCUGUCCAUAGUUCUGGUUUUCUGUCCCAGCAGAUAGUGCCUGAGGAUCUCAGGCCUGUAUUGACAGAUCAGGUCCCGUCGGAGUCCAAAGGCAGGGUUCAUCACAGACUGGACAGUCCAGCUCGGGCUGAACCUCCCUCUACUUCAUCCAGACCUGCUCAGCUCCGAGAGGAGAAGCCACAGCUGAGUCUUCCUAAACUCAGCAAGGAUUCAUCUCACAAGCCAGUCGCUCUGCUCAACACCGCUCUGCUAGAGGAACCUGAGCCAAGUAUCAAACCUUUACGUCCAGCAGCUGUGGCAGGCUCUUUGAUUUGUACUAAACAGAGUCCAAGGCCAGCUGCCAAGCCAUCGUGCCCUUCCUCCCCUUUGGUUCAACUCGCAAAAAUCGAUGCAGUCACCUUUAGCCCCAUGAGUAACAUCUCACCCAUUAAGAGACAAGAGAGCCACUGGUCAGACCAGUUUGGAUCUAAGCCCGGUGGUGUCUCUGCAGCACUGGAGGAGUGUGUCCCUCCAGAUGUCCUGCUGCAUGAAAGGAGGCAGCAGAAAAUCACCAGCUUCCUGUCCACAUGCAGCCCUUUGGAGACACUCAACUGCACGUCCACGCUGUCCAAGGAUGUGUUAGUGAGACAGGUAGACUGUUACCCUGCAGGGACCUUGUUCUGUGUCACAUUCACAAGGUGCUUCAGUAGUCAACAUGGUGGUUGGCUCAGCCUUUUGUUUGAAGUGGUCACAUGGUGAGAGGUGUCUAAUAUCAAGCAGGGCGCCCUCUGCUGGUCCAAACAUGCACCUACAGGUGGUUGAAGUGUGAAGUAAUUGGGAGGAUUUUCCCUUUGCAUCUGUGUUAGCUCUUUAAAU